This is a messenger RNA of Numida meleagris (helmeted guineafowl), 541 nucleotides long. RefSeq names its product osteoclast-associated immunoglobulin-like receptor. Lineage: Eukaryota; Metazoa; Chordata; Aves; Galliformes; Numididae. The annotation marks the transcript as partial. The transcript has 4 exons. The record is from RefSeq and is a predicted model, not a curated record.
CCCAGCUGCAGUCUCACUGUCCCCAAGCUGAUCCUGCCUCAUGGCACCAAGGGCGCUGGCCCUCAUCCUGGGUUGGUGCCUGGUGGCAGCAAGUAGGGCACAGCAGCUGCCCCAACCCUCCCUGAGGCUGCACCCCAGCCAGGGGGUGUCCGUGGGGGACAAUGUCACCCUGAGAUGCCACCUGCCCCAGCCGGCUGCCUGGGUCUGGCUGUACCAGGAAGGAGGUUGGACAUACAGCAAGAGCAAGGACAAGAAGCAGGACGCAGCUGAGUUCUCCUUUGUCAGCACAAAGCGGGAACACGCAGGUACAUAUUGGUGCCAGUACAGGGUGUCUGAGUCAGCAAAGUUAUCAGAGAAGAGUGAUCCUGUGGAGCUGGUGGUGACAGAUCGGAGCUUCCCACCACCCAGCAUCUCCCUUCACACCAAGGAAAGUGUGGGAAAGGGGACAAAUGUCACCAUAUGGUGCAGGAACAAGGCUUUUGGGGCCACCUUCCUCCUGCACAAGGAUGGGCACUCAGCCCCAGUCCAGCACCAGGACUCU